GUAUAAGUAUACAUAUAGUACUAGCUGGAUCUUUGGUUUCGCUUCGUGUUUUAUGGCUUUUAUUUAUCGUGUAAAUCGUGUAAAAUGGCGAGAUAAAAUUGUUAUUUAUCAUAAAUAUUUAUUAAAUUUUAUUGAUACGUUAUUUUAUUAUAAAAAACAAAUUACUAACACUAACAAGUGAAAUGGUGAUGACAAGUGAAUGGACUGAUGAUUAUUAAAUAAUAAUAAUAAUAGUAAUAAUAAUUGAGAGUUGAAAAAUAAUAAAAAAAGAGGAAUAUAAAAGUUAAAGAGAGGAGUUGAUAAUUGGUAUUUGUGUGUGUGUAGUACUAUGGCACAUUAUAAUUUUGUUACUGAUAAUGGUUUACCGAUUAUGAUUGAAGAUGGCCAGCAAUUGUGUACGGUUGAUGGUCAACGUUAUUUAGUAUUUCAAAACGUAAAUAAUGGUGUUAAUAAUGGUAAUCAAAAUAACGUGGUAACUUAUUCGACAUUUAAUGAAACUGAACCAACUGUUUAUUCACAUCAAGCACUUAUUGGAACACAAAGUUCUGCAGCAAUUGACAACGGCCAAAACGUAUAUAUUUUAGAAACUGGAGAAAUAGCUGUACAACCAAGUACAUUUAAAGCCGAACCCACGCCAACUUUAAUUUCAGUUGGAGACAAUAUACCGAAAAUCGUCAAGGGUACUCCUAAAGUAUCUGUAAAUAACCCGAAUGAAAAAAAAAAUAAUCAGUGGAUUGUGACAUCUAAUUGUAGCAAAACCCCAUCUCUUACGAUGAAUAAUCAAACACAAAAAAAUGCUGCUGCAUUGGCUCAUCUGGAACAAGGAAGAAUGCCAAAGCCAAGAAGUAGAUUUCCAUCUCCAGCUGCAUCGAUAUCAGGAUCAGAUACAAUAAAUAUAAGUCAAAACAUAUUAGCGUCAUCGACACCACGGCAUCCAUCAACUCAAACAUUACGGCUAACAAAUAUUGCCCCAAAUGCAGUUGUUGGUCCACCAAAACCAACAGCUCGCCCACCAAUACGUGGUGACAACAUGCUGCCACGCCGAGGAGGCUUACCAAGAGCUGGUACUCCACGUCAUUCAACUCCAGUACGUCAGUACAUGGAUUGUUUAAGCGAGAGAAUAAAAAGUGCACGAAUUCCACGUAUGCCACAGCCUCAUCCGCAUCAACAACAGCAGCAGCAACAACAGCAGCUUCGACAAUUACAGCAAAAGCAACUACAACAACAACAACAGCAACAGCAACACCAUCAACAACAACAACCACAACAACAACAGCAACAGCAACACCAGACUAUAUCAUCUCAACAAUUUAUGACUAUCAAUAACUCUAUCAAACGGCCAGUAAUGACUCAAGCUAGGCCACGUUUACCAAUGACUCCAACAAAACAAGUGACUCAACACCAAAGACCUUUACCUCAAUGUCCAUCAACUCCAGACUCAAGUCCUGAAAAAAUGGAACUGAGUUGUCCUAAUACACCUGAAAGAUCAGGAGACACAUUCACUGAACAAAUAUCACCGGGUGACAGUGACACUGGUUCUGAAAGUUUUGUUUAUUUACAAAGAACGAUAAAAGAUCCAGCUACAGCUAUUGUUCAGCAACAAGUUACUGGUAGUACUGUUAAAAUGUUGGUUGUAUUGGCUAGUGGAGAGCAACGAUUAAUAACAUUUGAUAUACCCGCUGAAGAGUGUACAGUACAAGAUCUUCUUGAACAAAUAAACAUUCCAUUUAAUGGUCAAACAAUAGUAUCAUUGGUUACCGAUGCCGCCUUAAAUAUAAAUUAUAUUGUUGAAAGUGAAGCUGGUGUUAUUCACACAAUGCAUGAUACUUCAGAUCCUUCAGAAUCACAGUCUGAAAAUCUUCAAUCAAAUAUUCAGGUGUCUGAUGAUAAUAGUAAUUCAAACCAACAAGAAGAACCAAAAUAUAUUGAAGGUAAAAGUACAUUAUGCCCUUACUGUGGUACCUAUUCAUUUGAUUUUAAUCGAUGUUACAAAUGUAAAAAAUCAUUACCAAAUGAUUCACGUCCAAUAGCAAUGGCACAAGCACCAAGUCAACGUAAAAAAGAAGUGGUUGCUGUUGAAAAUUUUUAUAAAAAAAGAAAUGAAAUUAAUAAAUUUGACCGUGGUGAUUUAGUACCACGUAAACGUGGAAGACCACCUCGUGGACCAACAAUACCAACUGGAACAAUAAUAAAUAAAAUAAAACAAAUAAAAGAACCAGAGUGUUUGACGCUUUCCUCGGAUGAUGAUGAUGAUGAUGAAGAUGGUAAUGGUUCACGUAAAAAAACAACAGCUCAACAUAGUAAAUCAUCAGUUGCUAAUUCAAACACUAGUAGUAUUAGUACGACAAAUGAUGAAAUUGAUUUAAUAUCUGAAAAAGAACCAGUAAUUACAAAUAAUCAAAUUCAAGUUCAAUUUCAAAUUCCACUUCAGGAACAAGAUCAAGGUCAACAAUUAUUACAAAAUAAUUCGGAAUUUAGUUUACGUGAUGACAAAAAUAAUGGUGAAAGUUUAAUGGAUGAAGAAAAUAAUUUACAAAAUAAAAUUGAAACUUCAUUUAUAUGUCGUACUGUAAGAAUAGGUUCAUAUAAAUAUGUACCACGUGAAAAAAUAAUUUUAAAUAAGCAUGGCUUAAAAUUAGUAGUACCACUUCUUGAGGAUCAGAAUCAAUGUGUUACAAUAAAUGUUAAAAUAAAUGAAAUUGUUAAAGUAUUGAUACAUUUUGGUAAAGCAAUGCCGGUAUUAUUUUUUUACACUAGUCCAAAUUGUGGAGCAAAUAUACGUGAGCUAUUGGGUAUGCAAGAUUCAAAAGGUCCAUAUUAUGAUCCUGCUGGUAAAGAUCAAACACACAAGAGAAUAACACUAUUACCUGAAAAAAUAUCUGAGGAGGCUAAAAAUAUUUGUAAAUUUAUUUUUCCAUUGGGAUCUAAAAUGGAGGAUUUAAAUGGCAAGGAAGCAAAUGAUAUUCUUGUACGUGCAUCACCAAAAGACAACUCACAGAUGCAAUUAAUGAUUAAAAAACAAGCAGCAACAGCAGGAUUAUCAUCCUCAUCGUCCUCAACAGCAGCAAAUAAUAGUAAUAUUGUAAAUGGUCGUCCUAAUGAUCGUGUUGUUCAAAAAUUAACUGUUUAUCCACCACCACCAGCUAAAAGUGGAAUAGCAAUUAAUACUGAAGAUUAUUCUUGUCUUGGUGAAGAUCAAUUUUUAAAUGACGUUAUAAUAGACUUUUAUUUGAAAUAUUUAACACUUGAAGUACUGUCAGAAGAGGAUCAAAAUCGUACCCAUGUAUUUAGUUCAUAUUUUUAUAAACGUUUAACAAGUCGUCAUGCUCAAUCAGCAGAUAAUACUAAUUCUGUAUCACCAGCAGCAAAACGUCAUGCUCGUGUACAAAAAUGGACUAAAAAUGUUAAUAUUUUUGAAAAAGAUUUUGUAAUAAUUCCAAUAAAUGAGCAUGCUCAUUGGUUUUUGGCAAUUAUUUGUUAUCCAGGACUUGUUGGUACCAUUUUACCUUCACAUGUAACAACUAAAGAUUCUGAUACUAAAAAAUUAAAAAAAAAUAAAGAACUUAAAGUUCAGACAUUAACUAUUGGAAGUACAACAAUAACACCUGUUGCUACAACAACAACAAUAACAAUUGAUCAAGCUGAUGAAGAUUCAGAAAGAGAUGAAGCUGAGGGAGAUGAAGAUGAAUUAGAUAUGGACAGUGAGGACGAUGAGGAAUCAAGUGACGCUGCUGAGGGCGAGUCUGCUUACUCUGUUUCUAUAACUCCUGUUGAAAAACCAACACCACCAGUUGUUUCAUCCGAACAUGACGAAGAGCCAUUUAGAUCGCCCUGUAUUUUAAUUUUUGAUUCACUCAAGGGUGCAAGUCGUUCUCGUGUCGUUGCAACCCUGCGUGAUUACUUGAGUUGCGAGUAUCAAGCUAAACUUGGUAAAGAAAAAGUAUUUUCUAAAGAUACCAUAAAAGGAGCAUGUCCAAAAGUACCACAACAAUCAAAUUUUACCGACUGUGGACUUUAUUUAUUACAAUAUGUUGAAAGUUUCUUCAAGGACCCAAUAAAGGAUUACACAAUACCAAUAAAAACUCUUAAAAAUUGGUUUGAAGAGAUAGUAGUAACGAGAAAACGUGAAGAAUUAUCAAAUCUUUUAAUAAAAUUAAUGAAUGACACUAAAGGUGACAAAAAUAUUAUUUUACCGAGUGUUCAAUUUCCAACGCAAGACGGCAAACUAAAACCCAAGUCUGAAAAUUCGGAAAAAUCUGAUCUUAAAACUCCCAAGACCGAGAGUGAGGCUAAAAGAAAUAAAGUUGAAGAUGAACAAUCAUCAAGCAAUAUAAAUAAUAACAAUCAACAACAACACCAACAGCAGCAGCAGCAGCAUCAACAAUCCCAAAAUGAUUCACAAGAAUUAACAUCUCGUGCUGGUAAAACACUUUUUACACUUGUACCAUAUUCAUCGGCUUCAAGUACCAGCUCCGGAGAACUUAGUUCUGUUGAAAUGCUUCUUGAUAUUAAAUCCAAAUCAACGCCAAAUACAAACACGGCUAUAUUAAGAAGUAAACGUAUUCCAAGGUUAAUGCUAAAAGAACCAGACACACAAGAUACAGCAGCAAUCACACCACCAAUUCCUGUUAAAAAGCACAAGGGUGAUUCUUUGGAUUCUUGUAAAUAAUAUUAAAUAUUAAAUGACAUUAUUAUUUGUUUUUCUUUACCUUUUUUAUAUUGUCAAUGUCAAGUGAGUUACUUUUAAGCUAUAAUUCGUCAUCAAUAAAAUAAUA
This is a messenger RNA of Microplitis demolitor, 4775 nucleotides long. RefSeq lists its product as uncharacterized. NCBI's taxonomy places the organism in Eukaryota, Metazoa, Arthropoda, Insecta, Hymenoptera, Braconidae. Gene Ontology annotation, molecular function: SUMO-specific endopeptidase activity. The transcript is spliced from 6 exons. The coding region runs from base 329 to 4669 and encodes 1446 amino acids. Gene Ontology annotation, cellular component: cytoplasm; nucleus. The record is from RefSeq and is a predicted model, not a curated record. Gene Ontology annotation, biological process: protein desumoylation.